Molecule: messenger RNA, 1053 nt
Organism: Perkinsus marinus ATCC 50983
Lineage: Eukaryota; Perkinsozoa; Perkinsida; Perkinsidae
Product: Ribonuclease D, putative
Exons: 9
Coding region: 1-1053 (350 amino acids)
Biological process (GO): nuclear polyadenylation-dependent CUT catabolic process; nuclear polyadenylation-dependent rRNA catabolic process; nuclear polyadenylation-dependent snRNA catabolic process
Cellular component (GO): nucleolus; nuclear exosome (RNase complex)
Molecular function (GO): nucleic acid binding; 3'-5'-RNA exonuclease activity; nucleotide binding
Source: RefSeq, a predicted model, not a curated record
AUGCAGAGCUAUCGAGGCUUUACGUGUCUUAUACAGAUAGCGACUCGUAAGAAGGACUAUAUAGUAGACGUCUUGGCCCCGGGUAUAAUGAUGAAGAUGCACGACUUCAAUAGAAUAACGAGCGACCCGGGCAUUGUUAAGGUUCUGCAUGGAGCAGACAUGGAUGUUCAGUGGCUACAAAGGGACCUCUCUGCAUAUCUUUGUAACAUGUUCGAUACUGGUCAGGCCGCUCGAGUGCUUGAACUCGGUGGAGGGUAUAGUUUGAAGAACCUGUUAGACUUCUAUUGUGGGUAUAAAGCGGAUAAGGCGAACCAACUGGCUGACUGGCGACAACGGCCUUUGUCGGAAAGAAUGAAGCAAUAUGCGAGGGACGACGUACACUAUCUACUAUACAUAUACGACCGUAUGCGGGCACAGCUACUGUGCUCAGGAGGAGGAGUUGAUGAUGGUAAAGUGACGGCAUAUGGGAGGAAAAUGUAUAAGAGCACUAUUAAUAGGAGUUGCGAUGUAGCUUUGAAAACGUAUAAAGAUGCGGACUCGGACUUUAUGGAGCAUGCAAUAACAUUAUCGUGUAAAACUAAUACUCCUCUGUCAUUGGUGGGCCGUCCUAUGUUGGCCGCGCUUAUGCAUUGGCGGGAUAAACUUGGACGCCAGAGAGAUGUGUUCCCUAACUCUAUUCUUACUGAUCGUUUGGCGUUAAGGAUUGCUAUGGAUGAACCAGUGACUCGAGAGCAGCUCCUACGAGCACUGGGGGGCGGGUCCGGAGGAGUGGCGAGGCAAGUUCGCGACAGGGCGGACGAGGUGUUGGCUGUGCUGCAGUAUGCAGCGACGCAUCCAAAGUCGCCAAUACGAGAUGCAGAGGAUGCCCAGUUGGAGUCGUUGGAGCCUUCCUCUGCCACUCCCCCGCCGCCGUCUACACCGGAGACGAAGCGAUGGAAGGGUCGAGGCUCGGGCACGCCCUUGGGUGGUAGUCGCCGUAAGGACCGACGUAAUAUUCGUGAUGAAGCUGUAGUGUUGGACACCAGUGAAAUAGAGGUGCUGGGAUGCCAGUAG